CGCCAGAAUGUGACUGUAUUUGAUUUCUGCCAGUGUCUGUAUCUGAUUUAAGACACAUGCUUCUGCAGGCUUCCAUGAAGCCUGUGGAAAAAAAGUUUCACUACAGAGUUGGAUUACAGCUCUCUCGAGCUCAAAACAUUGGCUGUUAUACUGCCGACUUAAAAGGCAGCUGUAACAUGGAGCACCAAAGCCCCAGCAGAUUUGAACAUUUCCGGAACCACAAAUAAAUACCAAGUUUCUGUUGUGUCCAGGUGGGAGAUGGAUUGUGUUUAUGAUCUGGAACCUUUAUUUUCUUGCUUCUGGGAAUACUGGGUUUUUUAAAACUAUUUUUUGAUCUUAAAAGUAUCAACUGAACAUAAAAUGCCAACAUUUCAGUAAAUUCUACUUUUAACAAAUUCCUGUGCCAUAGUUGUCAACAGAGCGGAGGAAAAUUCUGGACGUGUGCUCAUUUUUUCAUAAACAGAUCAUAGAGAAAUGCAUUUUGAAACAGAUUUCUUCACCAGCUGUAUUGGUAUCAACUGUGUAGCGAAGUUUGGAUUUUAAACACAAGGAUGUACAAGCUGUGGACAGCUGUGAACAUUUUCAUAGUGUCCUUUCUGCAUCUGCUGCAAGGUUCUCAGUAUGGGUCUGUAAAGAGAUCACUUUCUGCACUGGAAUGGUCAGAGCAGCAAAUCAGGAAAGCUUCCAGUCUGGAAGAACUCCUUCGAAUCACUCACUCUGAGGACUGGAAGCUGUGGAAGUGCCGUCUAAAACUCAAGAGUGUGGCCGCACUGGAUUCCAGAUCUGCGUCACAUCGCUCCACAAGAUUUGCUGCUGCUUUUUAUGAUAUAGAGAUACUAAAAAUUAUAGAUGAGGAGUGGCAAAGAACUCAGUGUGUUCCAAGGGAGACCUGUGUAGAAGUGGCUAAGGAGCUGGGUACUACCACCAACAAAUUCUUCAAGCCCCCUUGUGUGAAUGUAUACAGAUGUGGAGGCUGCUGCAAUGAAGAGAGCCUGAGCUGCAUGAACACAAGUACAUCUUAUGUUUCCAAAAUGCUCUUUGAGAUUUCAGUUCCUUUAACAAAUGUGCCUGACCCAAUCCAAGUUAAAAUUGCAAACCACACAGCUUGUAAGUGUUUAUCAAAUGUUCAGCACCAACCAUAUUCCAUCAUACGAAGAUCUGUCCAGUAUCCAGAGGAAGAUCGUUGUUCUCAUAUUAAAAAACUAUGUCACAAAGGCUGGAUAUGGGACAUCAAUAAAUGUGAAUGUGUUGAAGAUGAAGAACAUCCUGGCAGAAGACAAGGACUUCCUCCACUUGCUGAACUUGCUAUGUGUGCACCAAAUAUGGACUUUGAUGAAGAGAACUGCGAAUGUGUCUGUAAAUGGAAGUGCACUGGCAAUUUAUUUCAGAACAAAGAGAAUUGUAGCUGUUACUUGUGUGCAGAGAAUCACGACAGCUGCCUUCAGAAACACAAGACGUUUAAUGCAGAAACAUGCAGUUGUGAAGACAAAUGCCCAUUCCAGGCCAGAACGUGCCCGACGGCUAAGCCAGUGUGUUCAAGGCACUGUCGCUGCCUCAGGGGGGGAAGAAACACUCAUGGUUCCCAAAGCAAAGAAAACCCAUGAUCAAGUUUUCGUUAUCCUUUGCACAAAACAUGCACACUCUGCUUUGCAAAAUAGCUGUCUGCCACAAGCUAUUCAACUAUAAUAAUCCUGGGAUAUGGGUGACAGUGAAAAUAAAAUAAAAUCCAAUCUGUGUUCAUUAUGAAGAUGAUGACUGGGUGUGCAAGGACAUUUCCACCUGGCUUUGGAUGUCUGUUGCAACAGAUUAUUCUUGUUCUGCAAAGGGAUGUUCAAAAGACCAAAAUCCAUCAUGACUGCCAGAGAAGAAACGGGGAUGGCUGUUGCAGGAGGACAUUCAUCGUCCAGCAUUUAUAAAAUGCAAAAGAAAAUAGUUCUACAUCAUCAACAUGCAGAUGUUAUUCAGCAUAUUUCUUUAGGGCAAACUUCUAUAGUUUGUAUUCCUAAUAUGUUCAGCACUGAAUUAUUUGAUCUACUGUCUGUUUUUUAUUAUCUAGAUUUAUUGUAGAACUACUGUCCAUUAAUGUUCCAUAUUUAAAAUGUAUAUAGGAAAAUAAAAGCAACGAUU
Molecule: messenger RNA, 2127 nt
Organism: Eublepharis macularius
Lineage: Eukaryota; Metazoa; Chordata; Lepidosauria; Squamata; Eublepharidae
Gene: VEGFD
Product: vascular endothelial growth factor D
Exons: 7
Coding region: 552-1604 (350 amino acids)
Biological process (GO): positive regulation of endothelial cell proliferation; positive regulation of mast cell chemotaxis; sprouting angiogenesis
Cellular component (GO): membrane
Molecular function (GO): vascular endothelial growth factor receptor 3 binding; growth factor activity; chemoattractant activity
Source: RefSeq, a predicted model, not a curated record